Molecule: messenger RNA, 1666 nt
Organism: Pipistrellus kuhlii (Kuhl's pipistrelle)
Lineage: Eukaryota; Metazoa; Chordata; Mammalia; Chiroptera; Vespertilionidae
Gene: TERF1
Product: telomeric repeat binding factor 1
Exons: 10
Coding region: 39-1346 (435 amino acids)
Biological process (GO): telomere maintenance
Cellular component (GO): nucleus; chromosome, telomeric region
Molecular function (GO): telomeric repeat DNA binding; protein homodimerization activity
Source: RefSeq, a predicted model, not a curated record
CGGCGCUCGAACGGGCAAAACCGCGGCAGGGAUUGAACAUGGCGGGCCACGGAGCCGGCGGGUCUCGCGACUCCCGGGGGCGUGCGGACGGGGCGGACGCGGGGCCCUCGGAGGCGGGGCUGUGGGAAACAGCGAGAGAGAACCAGGAGCAGUUCGGGGGCCAGGACCUGCCCGAGGACCCGGUGGAGGCGGGAGCCCCCGAGAAAGAGAGGGACGCGGGCCUGGAGGCGGAGGCCGAGGCGGUGGCUGCCGGCUGGAUGCUGGAUUUCCUCUGCGUCUCUCUCUGCCGGGCCUUCCGCGACGGCCGCUCCGAGGACUUCCACCGCACCCGGGACAGCGCCGAGGCUAUUAUUCAUGGGUUAUCUAGUCUCACAUCUCAUCAACUGAGAACUGUAUAUAUAUGCCAGUUUUUGACACGAAUUGCAUCAGGAAAAGCCCUUGAUGCACAGUUUGAAACUGAUGAACGAAUUACACCCUUGGAAUCAGCCCUGAUGAUUUGGGAUUCAAUUGAAAAAGAACAUGACAAACUUCAUGAAGAAAUACAGAAUUUAAUUAAAAUUCAGGCUGUAGCUGUUUGUAUGGAAAGUGGCAAUUUUAAGGAAGCAGAAGAAGUCUUUGAAAGAAUAUUUGAUGACUCAGAUUCUGAUACGUCUUUACAAAGAAAAUUGCUUAUGAUAAUCUCUCAGAAAGAUACAUUUCAUUCUUUUUUCCAACACUUCAACUACAGCCAUAUGAUGGAGAAAAUUAAGAGUUUUGUGAAUUAUGUGCUUGAUGAAAAAUCAUCAACAUUUCUAAUGAAGGCAGCAGCAAAAGUAGUGGAAAGUAAAAGAGCGAGAACAACAGCUUCUCAAGAUAAGCCUAAUGGUAAUGAAGUUGAAGUAGAAACUGAAGCUAAUUUGGAAGUACAGAAAAGUGUUAAUAACAAACCAUCUGUAGUAACUGAAUCCUCACAGGAUACAAUAUCUUUAAUGAGGUCUCACAAGAAUCUCUUCUUAUCUAAGUCCCAAUACGGACACCAAUCAGAAGAUUUUAAUGAGAAAGAAAAAGCAGAAACUCUUAUAACUAGAAGAAAGACAGAGGGAAACAGACACGCCACUGAAGGAAAGAGAAAGGAUGUUUUAAACAAUCAACCAGAAACUUCUAAAAAUUACCGAUCUAGAAAAAAACAGGCAUGGAUUUGGGAAGAAGACAAGAAUCUGCUGUCUGGUGUGAGGAAAUAUGGAGAGGGAAACUGGACUAAAAUACUAUUACACUAUAAAUUCAACAAUCGAACAAGUGUUAUGUUAAAAGACAGAUGGAGGACUAUGAAGAAGCUAAAACUGAUUUGCUCAGACAGUGAUGAUUAAAUGUGUAAAAGCUUGAUGAUGAAAGGUCAAUUACAUAUUUUGAUCAUCACCUUUUGUUUGAAACUUGGUGGUCAUUGAUCUAUGUUAACAUUUUUGUUUAAAACAUUUAGUAUUUUUCUUUAAGAUCCUUUUUACUUGGAUAAAAUGUAAAUUUGUCAAACCUUGAUGCUCUCAUUACCUCACCCCCAAAUCUAGUACUAGUAAAAAAGAUGAAAACCUACUGAGAGAAAAAAAUGUAUUUCUAUUAACCUGUUCUGGGUUUGUAUGCUGACUUCAAGUCCAGAACAUAUAAAUGAAGGUGAAGUUUCUAAAUCAGUGAA